Molecule: messenger RNA, 4223 nt
Organism: Thunnus maccoyii (southern bluefin tuna)
Lineage: Eukaryota; Metazoa; Chordata; Actinopteri; Scombriformes; Scombridae
Gene: ical1
Product: islet cell autoantigen 1-like
Exons: 15
Coding region: 154-1884 (576 amino acids)
Biological process (GO): regulation of transport
Cellular component (GO): Golgi apparatus
Molecular function (GO): protein domain specific binding
Source: RefSeq, a predicted model, not a curated record
UGUCCAAACAGCGCUACAGCUACUUUGCAUAUCCUGUUUCUCUGACUCAGAUGAUGACGGCUAUCGGGAGAGGAGGCUAGCCGACCUGCGCUGCAUAGAUGCUCGGACUGCCGGACAAAACUACAAGCAAGAACAGAAAAAGUCUGAUAUCCAAUGAUGGACGGGUUUGCAGGGGACAUGCUGAGCGGCGGCCGGGCUCUGCUGGGUGAGGACAGCUCGGUGAUGGCUCGCAUGCAGAAGAAGUUCUGGAAGACCAAGCAGGUCCUCAUCAAAGCCACGGGCAAAAAGGAGGACGAGUACGUAGUAGCCUCAGACGCUGACCUGGAUGCCAAGCUGGAGUUCUUCCGCUCUGUUCAGUCCACCUGUACAGAGCUGCUGAAGGUGAUCGAGAAGUACCAGCACAGGAUUACACGCUUGUCCCAAGAGGAGAACAAGCUCGGCCUGUUUCUGCGAUUCCAAGCUGAACAUGAUCGCACCAAAGCUGGCAACAUGAUGGACGCCACCAGCAAGGCCCUGUGCACCUCCGCCAAGCAGAGGAUGGCACUUUGCCCGCCUCUGCACCGUUUGCACCAGGAAGUGGAGACGUUCCGGCGGCGCGCCAUCGCUGACACACUUCUAACAGUCAGUCGUAUGGAGAAGGCCCGCACCGAGUACAGAGGAGCUCUGCUCUGGAUGAAAGACGUCUCACAAGAACUGGACCCUGACACUUACAAACAGCUGGAGAAGUUCCGCAAGGUCCAAGCCCAGGUCAGAGGGACAAAGGGCCAGUUUGAGAAACUAAAGAAUGAUGUGUGUCAGAAGGUUGACAUGCUGGGAGCGAGCCGCUGCAACAUGCUCUCCCACUCCCUCUGUACCUACCAGACCACUCUGCUGCAGUUCUGGGAGAAGACAGCUCAUGCCAUGUCGGGUAUCCACGAGGCCUUCCAAGGACACGUAUCAUACCAGUUCACCACACUCAAGGACCUGCGGGACCCACUGGAGCAAAUAACAGACACACAGAAACUAGAGGACAAGAAGGAGAAGGCUCUACAGAGCAACACAGACAGUCUGGUGUCCUUGGAUGACGACAAGCCAUCAGGAAGUGCCUCUGACGCAGACCCCGCCCUCAGCAGUGACGGACAGAGCCAAUCAAGUGACACUGUGUCCCAAAACGCUACCACGUCUACUCCAGCCCAGCACGAUCUGAGCGGACUAUCACUGGCCUCCGAUGGCGACCUGAUGCUCAUGGCCUGUGAUCUGCCACAGCCACAGCUCCCAGCCCCAACAAACACCCCCUUCCAGCCUCAGCUCUUGCCUGCUCCCCAUGCUAGAGGACAGGAGGAACCCUGGGGCUUUGGAAGCCCUCAGUCCAGCCUCGCACAGCUGCCUGCCACCGGUGGGGGUCUGCUCAACCUUGCUGCAACAGGGCUGAGACCAGAGGAGGAAGACGGUGAACGGGGUGACAUGGCUUUCCUCAAAGACCUCCUCAGCCCAGGUCCGGGGGCUGCUGACGAGUUCAGCAGAGAGUGGCAGGAUGCUUUCGGGCUGUUGGACGCUCCCAGCGUCCCUCCUGCAGGCACAGGGGCAGCGAGCACCAGCGGCCCGGACCCUGCAGCUCGCCCAGCCUCCAACCCUCCCAGCCCCACCGGCUUCUUGCCCUCCCAGCUGCUGGAUCACAGUCUGAGCUCCACAGGCUGGUCAACCCCACCUAUGUUCCAAGCUCCACCCCUGCAGCCUCCUCCUGGUCAGAACCAAUCAGCUCAGCCGGCUCCAAGUUCAGCAGCUAAUGCUGCUGCAGGUGGAUCCAGAGACAUGUCUGCCUGGUUCAACUUGUUUGCAGACCUGGACCCCCUUUCCAACCCCGACGCCAUUGGACGCUCCGCGGAUGAGCUUCUCAACGCCUGAAGCUCUGUGUGUUUGUGUGUGUUUGUGUGUGUGUGUUUGUGUGUGUGUGUGUGUGUGUAGCAGUGUAUGAUUUCUCUCAAAAGAUCUGGAUUCCUGCAACUUUUCUUUCAAACAACCAAGUAAAACAGCACACAUCGAGUAAUGAACACACACGCACACUCACACACACACACACCUGCGUUUCUGUUACCAGGAGAGAUGUGUACAUAUCCACAAAUGCAAAUACACACUCAGAUCCAUGUUACACUGGCAGAUGAUGUUUUAUCCUGGAAAAAAGUGUCAGUUGAGACGAUUGUUAAACUCUCAGAGCUGCUCUCUGCAGCUCUCAAACUGACUGUUAACACCACACAUGAAGCCACUGACUCAUAUGCACACAGCAAACCUCACAGGUUUUGUUUUAUCUUUCACUUGUGCAGCUUCUGUCAAGCAGAGAGAAUGUUUGGAAUACAGGUUUAUUUUGGACGCCGUGGCGAGCUUUUCUGUGCUUUAUUCAUGUUUGCGUUGUUCGGGUGUGUGUCCGUUUGCUGUGUGCACACAUCACCAGGGACCUAGGAUGAUUUUGUGUAGUAGCAGAUGAAUGCACAGCGUGUAUAUUAGACAUAGUGUAUGUAUGAGAUAAAACGGGACCCGAGCCUGUCACUGAGCCUGUAUUUGCACACAGCAGAGGCCUGUAGCACAAAGUUCAACUCAGCCUGGCUCUCUUUAGGUUACACUGCUGAUCCUGGAUCACUGUUAUCAUGAAGCUGGUUAUCAACUGACUCCCUCACCUCUGGAGUGUCAUGGAGUUCUUUAUAUGAAAUAAUUAAUAUGCAACUAUAAUCCCCUUUCUGUUAGUGUGGUGACAUACAGUCUACUCUCUGUUAGAACUCAUAGUUGUGCAAGAGCAGGUUACCAUGGUGAUCUAUCCUGGUUAAAAGUCAGCUUUGUCAUACUGGAAAACCUAAUCUUGCUUCUGAUACAGACUCCUGGAAAAACUGGAUCUUACAGACUCCACCAGUUUGGUAAAUAAUGUGAUGCUUUAUUGCUUGCUGUAAGGCAGUCCUCUGUUUUCUCUCUGCUAAGCAUUCAGUCUACUGGUCUGAAGCCAGCACUCAACUGUGAACCAUCCAGUCUCCAGAGAGGACUGAUGGUUUGGUUUAGAGUGUGAACUGGCUGGUGGAUACUCACACUGUCUAAACUGCGGCUUUUGUGGCGCCAACAGGCUCUUCAUGUUUAUCCACCCACCUUCAUCCAGGAUUCUACUUGCGCUGAAUGUACUGUGAGUAAAAAUAGGACGUUUGAAUUUGUCUUCAGUCCCAUCUGUCGUUUAGAUUUCACUAUCACAAGUCCAAGGCCAAGAAAAGUGUGUGAAGGAUGAAACAUUUACUUUGUAGUGAGGUUUUUUUUUUCAUGAAGGAAGUUUCAAAGUAGGACACAGGGGACUCGAUUGUUUUUGGUGGGUGCAUUUUUAAGUCCUGAACAUGACCUGAGCUGCAUAAAAAUAUUUAUUUUCAGAUUUUGUUGUGUAGUAUAUUGAAAAUAAAAAUACUGAAGUAACACUAUAAACACUGUAAAAUACUGACUGUCUAUUUUUAGCUGUGUGUGGUGUAUUUUGAGGAGGCACAGACAGAUUAUGGAAAUAUUUUAUGGGAAAAUAAUCAACACUGGAGAAAUGUUACCAUGUUACAUAUUCUACAAAUGGAGUUCUUUCCUGAUGUGGAUUUAAUUCCCACUGAUUAUAUUUGUUUUUGACAGAUAAAAACUACCAAGACUGAUAUUUUUGAAUGUUUAUGAAUUGGUUUAGUUGCAAAAUGAAGAUGCAGAUUUUUUUUGUUUCUUCAUCACCAUUGCUUCAUCUUCUAAACUGGGUUUCCAAAAUGCAUUUUAGGAAUAAUCAGGAGUUGUUGAGAUGUGAAUAUGACUAUGUCUACAAGCACCAACUGUAACCACAUCCUCAGUUCUGAUAUUUGUGUGCCUGUAAUCACACUCAGUAGAGUUAUGGUGAUCAGCCAUUCUCUACUCAGAAAACACUUUUUAUACAAGCUGCACAUUAGUGUCUCUGUUUUUUGAACUCAGUAACUUUUUGCUACACUCCACUGGAGCUGCAUCACGUCUUUGAGAAGGAAAAAAAAAACAGGAAGGGACUCUAGUGAUGCUCUACUACUGUAUUAGUAUUUAUGUCACAUCAUGUAUUAUACUGUUUACUCUUGAUUUACACACUAAAGAAAAAGAAUGUAUUUCUCAAGUCAAUCACAAAUGCUUUAUUUAAUUCAACUAUGCCUUUUAUUUCACUCAAGGGAUUUAAACAGAUGAAAACUUGGCAGUUCUGUUUCCAAUAAACUGGACAAGCAAACAAAGAA